AUUUUUUCACUGAACGGGCGAAGUCUGUUCUAGAUGGAAAAAAAGAGGGUAAACUGAGAGAAGAAAGGCUAUGUGGGGUGUUAUAUGGUGUCUGCCAUUGGAGGCUUUUCGGUCGUUAUCUCACGGAGAAGCGACGGAGGGGCUACUCAGAGAUAAGCCAUGUGCCUAGCCAAACACUGCCAAACACGUCUGCAUUGCUGCAGUGUCCCAAUAUAUAGCCCCGGACUGAAGCGGCGCUUUUUCUGCCAUCUCUCUCCUCCUCCGCAUACCACUCUUUUCGACAUAUCCAUCCAUGGCUUACCGUCCAGAUCUCUUGGCCCCAUACCUCGCCCUUCCUCAGGGUGACAAGAUCCAAGCGGAAUAUGUCUGGAUCGAUGGCGAUGGCGGUCUUCGUUCAAAGACCACUACUGUCACGAAAAAAGUGACUGACAUUGGUCAGCUCCGAAUCUGGGACUUCGACGGUUCCUCAACGAACCAAGCCCCCGGAAGCGACUCCGAUGUCUAUCUCCGCCCUGCUGCCAUUUUCAAAGACCCCUUCCGUGGUGGCGACAACAUUCUCGUUCUCGCCGAGUGCUACAACAACGAUGGCACUCCUAAUCGAACAAAUUACCGUCACCACGCAAAGAAGGUCAUGGAUUUGGCGAAGGACGUCGAGCCUUGGUUCGGUCUCGAGCAGGAAUAUACCUUGUUUGAUAUGGACGGUACUCCCUACGGCUGGCCCAAGGGUGGGUUCCCAGGUCCUCAGGGUCCCUAUUACUGCGGUGCUGGUGCCGGCAAAGUCUUCGCUCGUGACUUGAUUGAGGCCCACUACCGCGCCUGCCUCUACGCGGGUGUCAAUAUCUCUGGGAUCAACGCUGAGGUCAUGCCAUCUCAGUGGGAGUUCCAGGUCGGACCGUGUGAGGGUAUCUCCAUGGGCGAUCACCUCUGGAUGGCUCGUUUCCUCCUUAUUCGUAUCGCCGAGCAGUGGGGCAUCAAGGUCUCCUUCCACCCCAAGCCCCUCCAGGGUGAGUGGAACGGUGCGGGAUGCCACACCAACUACAGCACCAAGGCGAUGCGUGAGCCUGGAGGAAUGAAGCACAUCGAGGCCGCGAUCGAAAAGCUUAGCCAGCGUCACAACGAGCACAUCGCCGUCUAUGGCGAGGACAACGACCUUCGUCUCACAGGCCGUCACGAGACUGGUCACAUCGGCACCUUCAGCUCUGGCGUCGCCAACCGUGGUGCUUCUAUCCGUAUUCCGCGACACGUCGGUGCUCAAGGCUAUGGUUACUUGGAGGACAGGCGACCUGCUUCCAACAUUGACCCUUACCGAGUUACCAGCAUCAUCGUUGAGACCACCUGCCUUGACAAGUAGACUAAUUAAUUCGUCAACGAAGGUGUAUAGAUCCGGUCACGGACGUUGUAGCUGCCCAUUCAUUUGUACUUUUUACUAGUUUGUCGGGAUCCUCGGAGGAUUAGGUUCCAGCGCAUCACUCGAGUGUAUGUAAUCAAAAAGAUAUAUCUGUAUCGACUUUCCACUCUUCUUGUUGAAACUGCGAGCAUGGAUUUCAGUGAAAAAUCAUCGCAACAUGCUAAUAAUCAUGGUAUCAUGCAUAACAUUGUAGGUAAGUAUUACUAAGUACAAAAUUCAACUAUACAACCUUGGACCCUCGUCAAUACACAUGGAUAUCUCGUAAAUCGCAGAAACGUAGAAAAUACAUCAGUACUUAACCUGGCUUGUGAAAAUUUAUCGUCAAUAGGGGCUCUGCACAAUGCCUGACUUGCUCCGAAGGUUUCGAGUUGGAGUAGCAAGCGAUGCACGAGUAGGUCUCCUCAAACUCUUCUUGUUCACGGCCAAGACAUUGUUUUCCAGUGCGACGAU
Messenger RNA from Somion occarium, 1858 nucleotides. The record is from the annotation of a GenBank genome assembly. NCBI's taxonomy places the organism in Eukaryota, Fungi, Basidiomycota, Agaricomycetes, Polyporales, Cerrenaceae.